AAAUCCGUUCCUACCGCAUCGUAUAAAUUGAACUCCCAAUCAUCUUUCUCGCAUCGAAAGCGAAAUCUUCAAAAAUCCCGAACAAGGGGGGAAAAAAAAAGAAGGAAAAAAGGCAGAGAAAGUCGAUUCCUUGAAGUCGCAGCAAAUUCCAUUCUUCGGAUCCUGCAUCCAACACUCUGCUCCAAAACAGUUACGAUCUUUCCCUUUUUGCCCUUCCAUCUUCUCUCAUUUCACCUUCCAGUCCCUGAAUUCCGCCGGAAGCACGCUGGAAUCUGACGACUCCGUCGGCAUCUCCACGUUCUAGGGCUUCUCUUCAGCCGGGACACGUCAGCACUCGAAUAUGUCCCUCUUCCGGAAAUUCUUCUACCGGAAGCCGCCCGACGGGCUUCUGGAGAUCUCGGAAAGAAUCUACGUGUUCGACUGCUGCUUCUCUACUGAUGUUUUGGAGGAAGAUAACUAUAAAGUCUACAUGGAAGGCAUAUUGGGUCAACUUCGUGACCAGUUUCCUGAUGCAUCCUUCAUGGUAUUUAACUUCAGAGAGGGGGAAAAGCAAGGCCAGAUUUCCGACAUUUUGGCUGAGUAUGAUAUGACAGUAAUGGACUAUCCUCGGCAUUAUGAAGGUUGCCCAUUACUCAUGAUGGAAGUGAUCCACCAUUUCUUGAAGUCUUGUGGGAACUGGCUCUCUCUAGGGCCGCACAACCUGUUGUUACUGCACUGUGAACGAGGUGGGUGGCCGGUUCUGGCUUUCAUGCUGGCCGGGCUUUUGAUCUACAGAAAACAGUAUUCUGGGGAGAAGAGGACAUUGGACAUGAUCUACAAGCAAGCCCCUCGUGAGCUUUUGCCGUUGUUAUCACCAUUGAAUCCAGUGCCUUCACAGUUGAGAUACUUGCAAUACAUAUCUAGGAGAAAUGUGGGUUCAGCAUGGCCACCACUAGAUAGAGCGCUUACAUUGGAUUGUGUCAUUCUCAGAACCAUUCCAAACUUUGAUGUAGAGGGGGGCUGCCGUCCAAUAUGCCGGAUUUAUGGACAGGAUCCCUUAAUGGCUGCUGACCGAACUCCCUUAGUUCUGUUCUCAACUCCGAAGAAGAAUAAAACUGUUCGACUUUACAAACAGUUAGACUGUGAUCUAGUCAAGAUCGACAUUCAUUGCCAUAUUCAAGGUGAUGUUGUACUCGAGUGCAUUAAUUUGGAUGAAGAUUUGGAACAUGAAAAGAUGAUGUUCCGGGUUAUGUUCAACACAGCCUUCAUUAGAUCAAAUAUUUUGAUGCUUAACCGUGACUCAAUUGACAUUUUGUGGGAUGCUAAAGAUCGGUUUUCGAAGGACUUCAGAGCAGAGGUUCUUCUUUCAGAAAUGGAUUCUGCUGCUUCUUUAAUCACUACGGAUGUGGCUGGUUGGGAGGGCAAAGAGGGCCUUCCAAUGGAAGCAUUCGCUAAAGUUCAAGAGAUCUUUAGCAAUGUGGAUUGGCUAGAUGCAAAGGGGGAUGCCAGACUUCACAUGCUUCAGCAAAUAGCUGCAUCAAACACUUUCCAAGAGAAGUUGGAGAGUGGUCAGCCCCAAAAUGUGGAAACUGUUGCCUUGGAACAGGAAUCAAGUCUGGAUGCAGCUCAAGGAAAUGCAAAAUCUGAUGCAUCAGAAAAUAAAAUCAAGAUAUCAUCACCAUCGGCUUUGAAGAAGCAGUCUACUCCCUUCCUCAAACAAUCUCCAGAUGCUGAUCUGACCAAACAGAAGGUUCAGCCCCUGCAGGUGCUAGAUGCGCUUCAUUCUUCUGCUCAGCCUAAAAUCAUAUCCCCAAGGAUUCCUCUCUCUUCUUUGUUGAAUCCAACUUCUCAUGAUGGUUCUUUCCAAGGCUCGCCUUUGCCCAUUCGAAGAUAUAACAGCGUGCCCUUGGCUCAUGGAAUUACAGCUCUUUUGCAUGAUCAUGCUACAUUUGGGAGCAGUGAUGUAACUCCUCCAGAGACAAUGUCUUCACCUUCUCUAUCCCUUGCAACUGCUGUUGAAUCAUGUUUAUCGGAGCAUGCAAAACCCAAUAUUGUUUCAUCUCCACCACCUCACCCAGCAGGCUCUACCACAAGAACUUCCACAGCCUCACCGUCAAAGCCAGUGCCUGCUUUAUCUCCACCUUCUCUGCAUCUUGGAAUCUCUUCACCAGAUUCUUCUGUUGACAACAAUUUAUCAACAACUUCUCCCCCUCCCCCUCCCCCUCCACUCAUGACCAUCUCAUCAGCUUCCCAUCCUCCUCCCCCUCCCCCUCCACCCCUGAAGAAGCCUACUCUUACAGCUUGUCCGCCUCCCCCUCCACCACCUCCUUUACGUUCUGGGCCUGCCCCAGGUCCUGCUGCUCCAUGUUUGGUACCGCCACCACCCCCUCCCCCACAUUCUGCAUCAAAGCCUCCUGGUGGCCCUGCUGUUGAAAAAACUCCACGUGCCCCACCUAUGCCGCCACCUCUCGGAGGUCAUAUUUCCUUACCCCAUGGUCUUUCAAAGGGAACAGGUGCUGACCCUCAAUCUCUUCCCCUGGUUGGUAAGGGAGGAAUGGGCCUUCCACUUGGUAUAAGGGGACGGGUGCUUACACGUUCUACGAGUUCAAGGAAUCCUCUGUCUGCUAAUUCAACGUCGAAGAAGGUUUCCUUGAAGCCAUUGCACUGGGUAAAAGUAACAAGAGCGAUGCAGGGAAGCCUAUGGGCUGAACCACAAAAAGUUGAUGAAGCUUCAAAAGCCCCAGAGUUUGACAUGUCAGAACUCGAGAGUCUUUUCUCAGUCAUGGUGCCGAAGUCUGACCUUAGGGGCAUAGGUGGAAAAUCAAGCCGGCGUGAGUCACUUGGGUCUAAAUCUGAUAAAGUCAAUCUGAUCGAUGCAAGGCGAGCUUAUAAUUGUGAAAUCAUGCUCACAAAGAUUAAGAUGCCAUUGCCUGAUUUGAGGAAUGCAUUGCUAGCUUUGGAUGGUUCUGUUCUAGAUGCUGACCAGGUAGAAAACCUCAUAAAGUUCUGUCCAACCAAAGAGGAAAUAGAACUACUCAAGGGAUACAAUGGUGAUAAAGAAAACUUAGGAAAAUGUGAACAGGUGUGUGCGAGAACUAGAUUGUAUGCCAUAGCAAAAUCAAGGAUGUGAUCCUCCAUCUCAUUUCUUCUCCCAAAACCAUAACCUCAAUUUAUGCUCUUAUCCUCUAUUUUCUUUUCUUACAUGACCAUUUAAGUCUUUUUACAAAUAUUCUCUCUCCAUUCAUAAUUCCUUGCAUUAGUUGAUCCAUAUCCUUCCAUAAUUGUCUUUUGAUUCUAACCUCUAACCCUACCUGCAGGAUACAACAUAAGUGCACUAAUAACAAUGAUUAUUUCCUCUCCUAAAGUUCUAUUAAUAAAAUCCUAAUUUACUCUCUUAAUUUCUACUGCUUUAUCCCUUAAAUCUUUAUCUACCACUAUCCCUACCUCAUUCUGUUGUCCUUUUCCUAUAUUCCAAAGUUUAUAUCCAUCAAUUUCUUGAGUUUUGGCCCCUUUCUGUUUGGUCACCUGAGUGCAAGCUAUAUUACUUCUCCUUCGUUUUGUCAUAUUUAUUGUAUCUCCUACACACUGUUACCUGUCAAUGUUCCUAUAUUCCAUAGUCAAGACAAAUCCUAUUCUCUUGGACUAGCAUCUUUACCCGUGCAUGUCUAGAAGAGCGUGGAAACCCUUGCCUACUUCUCACAGCAACCGGGCGAUGUUGCAGCUUGUUGCUUCUGGGAGAUGCCCUAGCCAACCCUUGCCCAUUUCUCACUACACCUGUGUUCCGAUGUAGCGUGUCGCUUACAAGGAAUGCCCUAGCAUGCAUUUCGAAGGUCAUAUUGUUCGGAUUCAUGUUGCAAGUUACGGCAUGAAUUUGAGACUGCCGACCUGAUGCAACCCUUCAUUAUCUUAUCUUGGGGCCAGCAAUGAGAGCACAAAGCUCUCACAGGCACAAUGUAAUAGACUAUUACAUUGGUUGAUUACAAUCAAGCACUAUCUAAUAGUCCAAUACAUAGGUUGAUGACAAUCAAUGAGUUACAGCCUCAACUUAAUGAACUAAUGGAAAAGUCAUUUCAUUGGUAGGAAUAGAUAUUCAAUAGACCUAGAGCACAAAUGAUAGCAUCUCGUGCAAGUGGCUCCCUCAUAUUUCUUCCCUCUUAAGCUUUAUGCUCUUGGGCUAUCAAAAGACUUUCUCAACAAGCUUCCUUUUUAUUACUCUUUAGUCUUCAAGAUGAAUUGAUAAGGUUCAUUGACUUGUCAUGGGGGAUGAUGUUAACUUGGUCUUGAAUUAGUAGACAGUCCACUUACAUAUUGAGUAAUGAACUAUUCUUUAGUUUCUUUUGAGUCGUUACAGAAUUGAUGGAACUUUUCCAUGUAUUCAUGAGUGGACUUCAAGUUCUUGCUGGAGGUGAUGCAUUAUUGGAAAUAAAGUUCAUUGUAAUGCUUACAGAUGAAUUGUUUGUAUAGUUUCAUCUUUAUCUUUUUCCAUGGCUGGAUUUUAUCUAUCAUGCCCUUGCCUGUCCGUCUUGUUUUAUUCCACCACAGUAAUGCCUUCCCAUUCAAUUUCAAACCUAUGAACUUAAACUUUCUCAUCAUGCUCCAACUUCAUGCAUUAGAAAAUUUGUUUGUUGCUCUCCAUCCUAUCUAAAAAUUUGUCAGGCUUCAAUCAACCGUGCAAUUCUUACAGGUCAUUUGUUUCACAAUCCAAACCAACUUCAUGCAGUGAGGGAGGGACAGUUGCUCGUCCAUGUUCAAACCCACACAUGUUCACAUUUUGCAAUGUGGCACAGUUGGGGCUUCAUGAUGUAGCAUCAGCUAUUUUAGCUGAUCUAGUUGCUGUUGUAGGUGUUGGAAGGCUUCUUUCCAUCCUUCUUGUCUUCCUCAACCUUAACAGUGAGUCCCAUGCCAUCUUACCUUCUCGAUUGAUUUGGGGUGAUGCAAGGAUAGCCCUGGAUCAACUUCCUCUUAUCCCAAACUGAUGUAAACUAACUCUAGAACAAUAGAGCUCUCUCUAAAAGCAAGAAACACCUGAAAGAACAGAAGAGAUGGAAAUCUAACAAGAGAAAUGGCAAACAGUAACGAACUUUCAAUAAUAAAAAAAGACUUCCAAAAAGAGCAACAUAGUGUGUACUACAACUAGUUCCUUCAGGGAAAAAAAGGAAGAAGAAGAGGAAUUGCUUGGUGUACAAGCCUCUACAAACCUACAAUGUUUGAUUGCUUGGAGCCCAGAUCUCUACAGGCUUACAUGGUUUUCUCACAGAACCAGUUCUAGAGAGUUAGCUUCCUAGAAGGCCCACACUUUUCCUAGAAGGCCUUGUAUACCAACACCAAAUCUAACUGAAGUGAACAUUAUGAAAUACUCUACUCACCCUUAAAAUUCUAAAACAAAAUAAGUUCCCCAACUGACCCUAAACAAGCAUGAAAUAAUGAAAAUAUCCCUUUACAACAGUCCCAAAGGAAGCUCUUUAAUCUCCAAAAGAGAUGUACCAACUUGGCCAUUGGAAUGAUGAGAUCAUCAUGAUAAGUUGAAAUUGUCAUGAUUUGCAGGGGACAGCAGAUAGCUAUAUUGGCCCUUGUGCUAUGAGGUUCAGCCCAUGGUUCCAAAUUUUGAAGGCAUCAUGCACGCUCCCAUGUUGGAGAGAAACCUCUUUAUAAACAUCUUAAAUUUCAUUUCUACGGAAGUUGCUAAUUGACGUGCUUUGACAUUUACA
Messenger RNA from Magnolia sinica, 5687 nucleotides. Its product is annotated as formin-like protein 18. The record is from RefSeq and is a predicted model, not a curated record. Bases 341 to 3109 code for a protein of 922 amino acids. The transcript has 10 exons. NCBI's taxonomy places the organism in Eukaryota, Viridiplantae, Streptophyta, Magnoliopsida, Magnoliales, Magnoliaceae.